This is a messenger RNA of Aspergillus nidulans FGSC A4, 522 nucleotides long. RefSeq names its product E2 ubiquitin-conjugating protein MMS2. The coding region runs from base 97 to 522 and encodes 141 amino acids. The record is from RefSeq and is a predicted model, not a curated record. NCBI's taxonomy places the organism in Eukaryota, Fungi, Ascomycota, Eurotiomycetes, Eurotiales, Aspergillaceae. The transcript has 5 exons. Gene Ontology annotation, biological process: DNA damage tolerance. Gene Ontology annotation, molecular function: ubiquitin conjugating enzyme activity.
AAGUUUCUUCCGCCCAGCGCCACUCACCUAUUAUUUAGGCUUCUCGUUUGUUGAUAUUCUACUUAGUUAACUCCCCCCCUAGAGCACCACUUCACAAUGGCUGCAAACGCAAAGGUUCCCAGGAACUUCAGGCUUCUAGAGGAGCUUGAAAAGGGCGAGAAGGGCUUGGGAGCAGAGGCGUGCUCUUAUGGUCUCGCGGAUGGCGAGGACAUGAUGAUGAGCAACUGGAACGGAACCGUCCUUGGCCCCCCUCACAGCGUCCACGAAAACAGGAUAUACAGUCUUAACAUUCAUUGCGGUCCCGAGUAUCCCGAUCAACCUCCGACUCUACAAUUCAUCUCGCGCGUCAACCUCCCUUGUGUCGAUGCACACUCUGGCAAGGUUGACCCCUCCAAGCUGCCCUGUCUUGCCCAGUGGAAGCGCGAUUAUACUAUGGAGACAGUUUUGAUUGAACUUCGAAGGUACAUGGCUUUACCGCAACAUAAAAAGCUUCCUCAGCCUCCUGAGGGUUCGACUUUUUAA